Molecule: messenger RNA, 3820 nt
Organism: Plutella xylostella (diamondback moth)
Lineage: Eukaryota; Metazoa; Arthropoda; Insecta; Lepidoptera; Plutellidae
Product: peroxidasin
Biological process (GO): dendrite self-avoidance; axon guidance; homophilic cell-cell adhesion
Cellular component (GO): axon; plasma membrane
Molecular function (GO): cell-cell adhesion mediator activity
Source: RefSeq, a predicted model, not a curated record
CUCGUCAGCGCGCGUGCGCCAAACAGACUCGAUGGGAGGGGGGCAGUGAGACCAAGGUGCUCGAGCGAGGAACCCGUGUCGCCGCCCGUCGCAUAUACAUCGCGAUGUCCGCAAAACUGUUGACAAAAUAAAACAAAUCCGUGAAAAAACAGACGACAAAUAUGGAGAAAAUGAUUACCAAAGUGAUGGUAAAGUAAAAGAGAAAGUACCAGUGGAUUACGAUGGUGCAGUGGUGUAAAGUGCUAAGUGACGGUAAUCAGUAGUGUCAGUAUGGUCACCGGUGUAAUUAAAAGAGAUAAUCAACAUGCAACGAACCAGUUCGCGAGACUGCUACUGUGCUUUUUGCUCGCAUUUCCAAGUGGAGUUAAAGCCCAGAGCCGCGCCCCCCGCAUCAAGGAGCACCCAGCAGACACCGUCGUGGGGCGCAGCGAGCCGGCGACCCUGCGCUGCGUGGCCGAGGGGAAGCCCAAGCCCUCCAUACUGUGGUACAAAGAUGGCGCCCCGCUCGCUCCGAGUGACCACCCGCAUCGGGUGCUGCUGGAGGAUGGGCUGCUGUUCCUUAGGGUGGUGCGAGGCAAGAAGGACAGCGACGAGGGGGUGUAUUGGUGUGUCGCACGAAACCCAGUCGGGGAAGCCGUUAGUAAAAACGCUUCUUUGACGAUUGCAGUUCUCCGUGAAGAAUUCAGAGGAGAGCCCAGGGACGUGAAGGUAGCUAGUGGAGAAGAAGCUUUGUUGGAGUGUUCACCGCCCAGAGGCGUCCCUGAACCUUCAGUACAUUGGACCAAAGAUGGACAUUCCUUAGACAUAGAAGUUAAUGGAAGAAUUUCUCUGUUAGACGGUGGUAGAUUAAAAAUCCUGGAGAGUCUGCCGUCAGACAGCGGCGUGUACCGAUGUGUGGCGUCGAACGUGGCGGGCGAGAGGCAAUCCCGACCGGCUACGCUCCUAGUAUUACGCAGACCGCAUUUUCUCGUGAAACCCAAUAACAUCACUGCACUUCUGGGACAAAACAUCGAGUUUCAUUGCCAAGUGUCUCCUGACUCGGACGUUUCGGUGACCUGGGCCAGGGAAAAGGGGACUUUAUCGUCGCAUGCUAUUAUAAGGCGAGGAUCGUUGAGGAUCGAUCGGGUCGCUGCGUCUGAUGCGGGAACUUAUGUGUGCCGAGCUGAAAGUCAAGCUGGGAGUAGCGCUGCUAGCGCCACUCUCACAGUCAACUCACUACCUCAUUUUACGAAAGUUCCUUCAGACCAAACUGCGUGGGAAGGAGAAGAGGUAUCGUUUCCUUGUGAAGCCACAGGGACGCCCAAACCUAUAGUGUUUUGGACGAUGGAAGGUUCUCAAGAGCUCAUAUUCCCUAAAUCAAACCAUGGAUCCGGGACGUUGUACUUAGAUCGAGUAUCUACUCACCACGCCGGGAAAUUGACUUGUGUGGCCGUGAGUGCAGCGGGUAGCGCAAUGCAUACUGCGUCUUUACAGGUAUUAAAAAGAGAGGCUAACGGUUUCAACGCUGACACGGAAACAUCAUCUUCACACCCAGAGCUGGGGAAAGCUCAGAGUCAUCCUCCAAUGACGCAGUACGAACUAGUGCAAGCUCGUCGAUACUUGCAACAAGAUGUGCUAGCUCUAAGAAGAGUCGAGGGAAUUUCGUCCACGGCAUUGAAAGUUGUCUGGGAUGUUGUUACAGAUUACAAUGAGUAUUUGGAAGGAGUAAAAAUCUGGUUCAAUGGUACAUCCCUAAACAGACACAAUUUAGAAGAUACUGCUCAAUAUUCGAAUACUUCAAUAGAUAGUUUAGUGGAAUUCUCCAAACAUGGCAACUUUUCAAUGACGACGGUUCACAACAGUGGAUCGUCGAGUCAUGUCCUAACAGGGUUAAUGCCGUUUGCUCAAUACGAUGUGUUCUUGAUGCCAUUUUAUAAACUUUUACUUGGAAAACCUUCAAAUUUGAAGAACGGCUUUACAGAUGACGAUGUUCCCCAAUUAGCUCCUCAAAGUGUGUCAGCUGGUGUUAUUAAUGCCACAUCAGCUUGGAUCCGAUGGGAUCCACCUCCAGUAUACUCCUGGCACGGAGAACUCACAGGUUACCUGAUAGAGAUCCGCGUCGGCAGCGGCACCGGCGGCCGGGUGGUCGGCCAGAUGUCCCUGGGCCCCCGCACGAGGGCCGCCGCAGCCAGCAGCCUCAGGGUCGGGGGUCGCUACAGCGCCCGCGCCGCCGCCGUCACCAAGCGGGGCCACGGGCCGUUCAGCCAACCUGUGCAGAUCCACAUGGUUCCUACGCAUACGCAGAGGCAUUAUGUUCAAACUGAACCAGCAAGAGAAAAGCCAAUGUACUCAAUGUUCCAAGAAACUUGGCUUUUAGCCUUAAGUUUUGUAUUAUUAGGAUUAGUUGUAGUCGGCACAGGAGCUAUCAUAUAUGUGAAGAGGAAACACUCAAAGCAACGAAAGAGCCAAAGUGCUAAUAAUACAGCGAUAGUAAAUGCACAACAAUGUCUCUUGGGGAAAGAAGCAGUGUGGCUCAGAGAAAGACCUAUGUUUGAUGGAAACAACGAACCCAGAAUAGAAAUUCUAAACUGCCAUCAAAAUCUAUUACGAGGUGGACAUUCUGUAGGUACAAUGGCAAUGGAAGCUGAAUACAGUCUUCCACAACAUUCUAAUGUAAUGAAUCUUAUGUCGGCCGAUGACAGGGCUGCGACUGAGCCCUACGCUACUUGCGCUAUUUAUACUGAACUUAACUAUCAGGGUCAUCAUACUGACGCAGAAGAUUCAUGUAUGAAAUGCGCAAUAAGUCCAGGGUCAGAGUACAAUAGUAUGGUUCGAUCGUACGGCGAUAGCAAUCAAUAUUCCAACGAGGAAUGCUCGACAUGCUGUAGAAGCAGUAAUUCGACUCUAACUAAAGAUUACAGUGACAUGACAAAAUGUGGGAACGAAAUGGAUGAUAUGAACGCACAAGAUACUUCAAUGGAAGAAUGUCCGUCUUGCAAAACCAAUAAUUCCAGAUCUUCUAGUCAACAUGAUGGCAACAAGGAGUGGGCUAUAGCUGAAGUGGAUUACGAUUAUCCGCAAUGGCAUUGGUUAGCAAAAGAAAAUAGUUUCAGAAAUGCCAUGAGUACACAAGACACCAGACAUCCCAGCGCCGGGAGGUCCGACCAGAGUCGAAGAAUGAACCUGCACGAUAUCUUGCCGCCUCCGCCGUACGAACAUGAGCAGGAGUAUCCAGACAUGCACAUGUACACAAACCAUUCCAGCGCCUCGGGCUGCUCCGGGACCUAUCGAAGUUAAUACAACUUUGCAUUUCAAAGUUAUCCUAGGGCACUGCAACAGCAAAUAUCACUAGAACGUAAUACAAGCAAUACUAGGUUAUAGGAUUUGUAAAUAUGUACAGUAAUUUAGUACAUAAUAAACGAUUUACAUUUAGUGAUGAUAUCUAGCUCCUGUGGUCGUGUUCAUUAUAGACUGCCAAGUAAUUUCACUUGAAUUUGUUUAUCUUUCUCUAGUGACUGUGAUAUAGUAUAGUUUUUGUAUUCUGUAUUUAUUUUGUAAAUAUUUUAACUGUUUGAUAUCUUUAUACAAUUUUAUCAUUAACUUGAACUAUUUAUUGUGUGUAGUGAAUUAUGUAGCUUGAAAAUAUUAACAGUUGAUUUUGAUUAUUUACAAUCACAGUUGUAUUUUAUACAUAAUAAUUCCAAAACUCAGUCAGUAUAAAAGUACAGCAUGAUUUUAUACCAAACAUUGUUUCAUUUAACUUUUAAGUUAAUUCCCUAAGUUUUACAGUGCUCUGCGAAUAAAUAAACAACUGUUGGAAACAGGUGUACUAAAUCUCCAA